AAAUACGCAAUGCUGUCUGGCCAAACAGAUCAUAUGGUUCAAGGAAAGUCAAGAGAACUGUGCGGAAGAGAAUUUUGCUUGCAAUAAAUUCAAUAAUUAAUCGUUAUCUUUAUUCUCAUACGAUCUAUGGUUAUUCUGCAUUGAAGAUGAAUAGUGUUGGAGAGGGCUGCACUGACCUAAAACGGGAAUAUGACCAGUGCUUUAACCGUUGGUUUGCUGAGAAAUUCUUGAAGGGAGAUCGAAGCGGUGAUCCCUGUACCGAAAUGUUCAAGAAAUAUCAGCAUUGUGUCCAGAAGGCCAUAAAAGAAAAGGACAUUCCCAUUGAUGGCGUAGAAUUCAUGGGCCCAAAUAAAGAGAAAGGUGACAGAUGAGAUGGAUCUCCCCAACAACAUUGCCUUGUGACUCACUGGGCAUGCAAUUGAAAUGGGUUUUGUUUGAGGUUGCUGUCCUUCUAGUGUGGAGACUAAAGAGCAUUCAUAUGAAGGAUCCAAAGUGCUGAAUGACAAUUGGGAUUGGACUUUGUAUGUUGGGCAUUUAUUACUAAAGGAACCUAUGAAUCCAAACAUUUGGGUCAGUCCAAUAAACAUCCAUGGUCACAAGAUGGAUGUAAUGUGGUGGUCACAUCAGAUUAUCAUUGUAAAGGACUAUGAUGCUUUGCAAAGGGAGUUUCAUUGAACUUUUUAAAUUCUGGAAUUGUCAAUGUCUAUUAGUGUCCUGGCAUAAUGUCCCUCAAGACAACAGAGGAGGGCAUCAAUGUGGAUGCAUUGGACUUUGGACUUGGUUUACACUGUGCAAGAUUAGAAGUUUUGUGGGUCUCUUUGCUCCAAGCUAAUUUUUUUACUGGAAUGUGUUUAGUUCAGUGAUGCAAUGUAAUGUGAUUAACAUAUACAUUGACAAAGCAUUAAAUAGAGUAACCAUG
Salmo salar (Atlantic salmon) is the source of this 919-nucleotide messenger RNA. RefSeq names its product TP53 regulated inhibitor of apoptosis 1 (gene triap1). Gene Ontology annotation, cellular component: cytosol; nucleus; mitochondrial intermembrane space. Gene Ontology annotation, molecular function: phosphatidic acid transfer activity. Lineage: Eukaryota; Metazoa; Chordata; Actinopteri; Salmoniformes; Salmonidae. Gene Ontology annotation, biological process: phospholipid translocation. The record is from RefSeq and is a predicted model, not a curated record.